AUGGCUGCUAUUACGACGAAACCAGAGUUUGCCGAAUUCCGUCAAUUAUUCUCCAAAGCACGUUCAGUAUUGGUCUUGACAGGCGCAGGAAUUUCUGCAGAAUCUGGCGUUCCAACAUUUCGAGGGGCUGGUGGUCUCUGGCGACAAUUCAAUGCUACAGAUUUGGCUACGCCAUCGGCUUUUGCUCAAUCCCCAUCACUUGUUUGGGAAUUUUAUCAUUAUCGACGAGAACUUGUUCGAACUAAAGAACCCAAUAAAGCUCAUUUGGCAUUGGUCGAAGCCGAAAAACGUUUUGAGAAAGAAGGAAAACGAUUUUUUAUCAUAACUCAAAAUGUCGAUGGACUUCAUCGACGAGCAGGUUCUCGUAAUCUUCUUGAAAUACACGGUAAUCUUUUCACGACUCGAUGUACAUCGUGUGGUUUUAUUGAAGAAAACAAUGAUAGUCCAAUUUGUGAAGCUCUGCGAAAUCGAGGGUUACCAAAUGAGAAUGGUCCUGAGAUAGCAGUGACAGAUCUUCCUAGUUGUCGUCAAUGUCGAUCUCUUGUUCGUCCACAUGUUGUCUGGUUUGGUGAAACACUCUGGCCUGAUGUUUUAGAAAAAAUCGACGAAGAAAUCAAUCGAUGUGAUCUAUUCUUAGUUGUGGGAACAUCAUCAGUUGUCUAUCCAGCUGCAGCCUAUGCUUCGAUUGUCGCAAAGUGUGGCAUUCCCGUAGUUGAAAUCAAUAUUGAAACGACUCCUUCUACUGCUGUAUCGGCGUUUCAUUUCGAAGGUGCUGCUGGCGAAAUACUUCCAACACUAUUGGCACCCAUUACUGAUGAUAUUUAA
This is a messenger RNA of Rotaria sordida, 825 nucleotides long. Lineage: Eukaryota; Metazoa; Rotifera; Eurotatoria; Philodinida; Philodinidae. The record is from the annotation of a GenBank genome assembly.